AUGCGAAGAAGACAAAGAGCAGCUUACGCUGCGCUCGAAAAUCCUAUAGAAUUGGAAAAUGACUUGGAUCCAGUUGAAGAAAAACUACGAACACAAAUGGAACAAGAGAAAAGGACCUACAAAAGCACCAUUGACCAUCUGAAAACAUUACGCACUGAGAUUGAGCACUUGCAGCUGUUGUUGGAGAGGACAAAUGUCAAGAUCCAGAGGGACUUCCAGAAAUGGUGGAGUGAGGAAGCGUCACGAGCUCAGGAAUCAGAAGCCAUGGAUAAGAAUGAGGCUGCAUUGUUGACCAGACACACAUCUCCUCGUUCGUCCACAUCCAGUGAAUCUGAAGCUGCACUAAAUACUCAGGAUUACCACGCUAGACCAGCUCCAGAUUUUCAUCCUGCGAAUCGUUCAGAAGACUUCAGAAGCCAAACGCCACAAAGAGGACCUCCUGCUGUUCCAGUUUGGGUUGGUCUGACUCAGGCUACGAUCUCUGACAAGACGGACUCUUCUCAUCUCAGGGAUCUAUCUGCAACCAGUUUUGCAUCUUCAUCCAUCCCUCUGACCGGAGACAAGAAAGCAGAUGCAGACAUUAUGGCCUUUGUAAAAGCCAGAGAGAAACUCCUGCAGAAAACCAGGCAACCACAAUGA
Molecule: messenger RNA, 639 nt
Organism: Knipowitschia caucasica
Lineage: Eukaryota; Metazoa; Chordata; Actinopteri; Gobiiformes; Gobiidae
Source: the annotation of a GenBank genome assembly